GUCGCCUUGAUUGGCAGACUUGCGUUCCUUUUCUCAUUCCCUAACUACUUACCUUAGCUUCUGCCUAGUUCACCAGACUCGCUCGUUACCUCUCAAACGGCGCAUUGAGCGCUCAUAAAGAAAAAUGCGCAUCACCGCGAUGCUAUCGCCGCCGGUAUCAUCCGUCAUUCUCUCUCUCCUAGCCCUUGCGUCUACUGCAGUCGCAUCCGAUGCCGAGUCCACCUCGACAACAACUGCUUGCACAGCUUCCUCGACAUCCGGCGCCUUCUUUGAUCUGAGGCCUGACGCCGCCAUAAAACCAAAACCCGAUGGCUCCCGGCCCUCCCAUAGCCGCGGCGCACCUUUAACCGACUACAAAGCGAGGGGCUGGGACUAUGGCUCCAAUUUUACCUUGAACAUUUGUAACGCAGUCGUUGAGCCUAUCGAGGACGUGAAGGAUAUUGCGGCCAGCAAGUGGCAGAAUAUCAGCGCGUACUAUGUCUCCGAGGGAGAGUACUACAGCCUGGGCUUCCAGUCGGGUAGCCUGGUGACGCGUGGAAAAGAACUAGUUCUACAAUACACCGGCGGUUCCCCUUGUGGGACGAAGCGAAAGUCAACAUCACGGAGUUUGAGUGACAGAAGCACUAUCCACUCCGGCGCAGCUUACAGAAACUACGAGAAUGAAGAAGACGAACCGUCCUCUUCAACGCCAGAGGAUAGUAACGACGGCGACAGCAACAAGGAUGAUGAGAAGGACGGCAAAGAGGAUGGCAGCAAGGUCGACGACGACAAGGGCGAUGAUGAUAAUGAAGAUGAUGAAGUUCGCAGGAAAUCCACCACCAUCUUCUUCGCCUGCGAUAGAGAUGUGGUCGGCGGAAAUGCCGCCGUCUCUUUCAUCGCCGUCGAUCCCGAAGAAUGCAACUAUGUCUUCAAGGUCAAGUCGGCACAUGCGUGCGCCACCGCGGAGCCGCACAAGCCCGGUAGCGUAGGUCCUGGUUCGGUUUUUGCCAUCAUUCUGGUUGUGGCCGUGUUUGUGUACCUGCUGGGUGGUGUCUUCUACAACCGAACUGUCGGAAAUGCCCGAGGCUGGAGACAGCUACCGAACCACGCAAUGUGGCAAGGUAUAUGGAGUUUCAUCUGCGACAUCUUUGUCAUUGCUACAUCGUCCUGCGCCCGACUAUUACCGAGUCGGCGAGGAUACCACUAUCUAUCGGGGUCCUCCAGCUCGAGGGCAAGGAACAAUCGAGACGCCGAAAAUCGUCUGAUCGAUCAAUACGAUGAGGAAUGGGAGGAUUGAUGCUAUAGUCCACCAACAACAAAAAUGAUAGUUUUAUUUAGCUUCUGUUUUAGCAACAACUAGAUGGGCCCCGGGUCCUCCA
Molecule: messenger RNA, 1358 nt
Organism: Xylaria bambusicola
Lineage: Eukaryota; Fungi; Ascomycota; Sordariomycetes; Xylariales; Xylariaceae
Product: mannose-6-phosphate receptor binding domain-containing protein
Exons: 2
Coding region: 125-1276 (383 amino acids)
Biological process (GO): vacuolar transport
Source: RefSeq, a predicted model, not a curated record